AUGGAAUCUGGGGCAAACAAAGGUCCCGGAAUGACAGCAGCUUCAAUAGCCUUGACUGUCAUUGCCGUCGUUAUCUUUGCAUUACGGGCCUACUCGCAGCGCCUCGUCACGAAAUUGUUUCAUCUCGAUGAAGUAUUUCUGUUCAUUGGGCUGUUGGUCUAUGUAUUGAGACAUGUCUUUGUGAGUACUAUAUGCCCAAACAAGGCCCAGGAGGUUAUCUUAUAA
Penicillium pulvis is the source of this 225-nucleotide messenger RNA. RefSeq lists its product as uncharacterized. The record is from RefSeq and is a predicted model, not a curated record. NCBI's taxonomy places the organism in Eukaryota, Fungi, Ascomycota, Eurotiomycetes, Eurotiales, Aspergillaceae. Bases 1 to 225 code for a protein of 74 amino acids. The transcript has 2 exons.